CCGCCAUGCCCGGCCCGGCCGCCGGCAGCAGGGCCCGCGUCUACGCUGAGGUGAACAGCCUGAGGAGCCGCGACUACUGGGACUACGAGGCCCACGUCCCCACCUGGGGUAAUCAAGACGAUUACCAACUUGUUCGGAAACUCGGCCGGGGGAAAUAUAGUGAAGUCUUUGAAGCUAUUAACAUCACCAACAAUGAGCGAGUGGUUGUGAAAAUUCUUAAGCCAGUGAAGAAAAAGAAGAUAAAACGAGAAGUUAAGAUUUUGGAGAACUUACGAGGUGGAACCAACAUCAUCAAACUGGUCGACACUGUUAAGGAUCCAGUGUCGAAGACUCCAGCUCUAGUAUUUGAAUACAUCAAUAAUACAGAUUUUAAGCAACUAUACCAGAUCCUGACAGACUUUGAUAUUCGAUUUUAUAUGUAUGAAUUGCUCAAGGCCUUGGAUUACUGUCACAGCAUGGGGAUCAUGCACAGAGAUGUGAAACCUCACAACGUCAUGAUAGACCACCAACAGAAAAAGUUGCGGCUCAUAGACUGGGGCUUGGCAGAAUUCUACCAUCCAGCUCAGGAAUACAACGUCCGCGUGGCCUCGAGGUACUUCAAAGGGCCGGAACUCCUUGUGGACUACCAAAUGUACGACUAUAGCUUAGACAUGUGGAGUUUAGGCUGUAUGCUAGCAAGUAUGAUCUUCCGAAAAGAGCCUUUCUUCCAUGGCCAAGACAACUACGACCAGCUGGUUCGCAUUGCGAAGGUGCUGGGUACAGAUGAAUUAUAUGGUUAUCUGAAGAAGUACCACAUAGAACUGGACCCACACUUCAAUGACAUCUUGGGACAGCAUUCACGAAAACGUUGGGAGAACUUCAUCCACAGUGAGAACAGACACCUGGUCAGCCCUGAAGUCUUGGACCUUCUGGACAAACUCCUGCGAUAUGACCAUCAACAGAGGCUGACUGCCAAAGAAGCUAUGGAGCACCCCUAUUUCUAUCCGGUUGUGAAGGAGCAGGCCCAGCCCAGCUCCGACAGUUCUGUGCUCUCCAGUGGCCUAACAGCUGCACGAUGAAGUUUGGGAAACGACGGGUCUGUCUGAUGCUGUUCCUCCCAAUUUUCCAUAACCAGAACAAAAUCAAACGCCUUAUCCGCUUGUGUACAGAGAUGGUGGUGUGCAGCUUCCAGAAGUCAUCCCAGUGGCAGGUUAUGGGAACAGGGACUGCGGUGGUGGCAGCUGACGGCACCCAACAGCAUACAAAAACACAAAACUUUGUGUCUUUGACUUCCUGUUGACUUCCUCCUGACCAAGAAAGCAUGGGCGUUGUGAAGGGUAUGCAGAACUGUGGCUGGCUCGUGUGGCUUCCCUCCGACCUCGGUGCCCUUCCCCUAAACCCGGCCCACCUUCUGAUAAAAUGGCUCCUGUCUGACAGGCUGAGAGAGGGGGGAAGCUCUGUGGCAUGAUGGACAGUUCUAUAACAAAAAAAUUAUUAUAUAUUGUUGAAUAAAAGUUUUAAAAGUUAAAA
Molecule: messenger RNA, 1509 nt
Organism: Euleptes europaea (tarantolino)
Lineage: Eukaryota; Metazoa; Chordata; Lepidosauria; Squamata; Sphaerodactylidae
Gene: CSNK2A2
Product: casein kinase 2 alpha 2
Exons: 12
Coding region: 6-1058 (350 amino acids)
Biological process (GO): regulation of chromosome separation; protein phosphorylation
Cellular component (GO): protein kinase CK2 complex; nucleus; cytosol
Molecular function (GO): ATP binding; protein serine/threonine kinase activity
Source: RefSeq, a predicted model, not a curated record